CGCUGCCGCCACCACCGCCGCCUCACACACUCGGGGAGCGGGAGCGCGGCGCGGACGCGAAGCCGCUGGGGCUGCUGUGCCCAAAGCCAGCCGGAGCCGAGCCUGAACCGCAGCGCCAGCCAGAGCCGUGCCGUGCCGAGCCGCAGCCCGGGCCGGGGCCGGUGGCGGCUCAUGGACUGCAGGGCCCGCGGCCUGCGCUGCCCACAGGCGGCCCUCCUGAUUCUGGAGCCUGCCCGGAUGGGGUCCCUGAGGCGCAGCCCAGGCCCUGGGGGGCAACGGUUGCUGCCGCCUGCCUUGCUGCUGGCCCUUCUGCUGCUGCUGGCUCCGUCCCCAGGCCACGCCACUCGGGUGGUGUACAAGGUGCCAGAGGAGCAACCGCCCAACACCCUCAUUGGGAGCCUCGCAGCCGAUUACGGUUUUCCAGACGUGGGCCACCUAUACAAACUAGAAGUAGGCGCCCCGUACCUGCGGGUGGAUGGCAAGACAGGCGACAUCUUUACCACGGAAACCUCUAUCGACCGCGAGGGGCUCCGAGAAUGCCAGAACCAGCUCCCGGGUGAGCCCUGCAUCCUGGAGUUUGAGGUGUCUAUCACGGACCUCGUGCAGAAUGGAAGCCCCCGGCUGCUAGAGGGCCAGAUAGAGGUCCAGGACAUCAAUGACAACACGCCCAACUUCGCCUCACCAGUCAUCACGCUGCCCAUCCCCGAGAACACCAACAAUGGCUCACUCUUCUCCAUCCCAGUGGCUUCGGACCGCGAUGCUGGCCCCAACGGUGUGGCAUCCUAUGAGCUGCAGGUGGGGCCCGAGGCCCAGGGGCUAUUUAAGCUGCAGGUGGCAGAGGACCAGGACGGAAAGCAGCCGCAGCUCAUCGUGAUGGGCAACCUGGACCGGGAGCGCUUGGACUCUUAUGACCUCACUAUCAAGGUGCAGGAUGGUGGCAACCCCCCACGCGCCAGCAGCGCCCUACUGCGAGUCACUGUGCUAGACACCAAUGACAAUGCCCCCAAGUUCGAGCGGCCGUCCUACGAGGCUGAGCUGUCUGAGAACAGCCCCAUAGGACACUCAGUCAUCCAGGUGAAGGCCAAUGACUCUGACCAAGGUGCCAACGCAGAGAUCGACUACACGUUCCACCAGGUGCCCGAGGUUGUGAGGCGUCUUCUGAGACUGGACAGGAACACGGGACUUAUCACUGUGCAGGGCCCCGUGGACCGUGAGGACCUAAGCACCCUGCGCUUCUCGGUGCUUGCCAAGGACCGAGGCACCAACCCCAAGAGUGCCCGAGCCCAAGUGGUGGUGACCGUGAAGGACGUGAACGACAAUGCCCCCACCAUUGAGAUCCGGGGCAUAGGGCUGGUGACUCACCAAGACGGGAUGGCUAACAUCUCAGAGGACGUGGCAGAAGAGACAGCUGUGGCCCUGGUGCAGGUAUCUGACCGAGAUGAGGGAGAAAACGCAGCUGUCACCUGUGUGGUGGCAGGUGACGUGCCCUUCCAGCUCCGCCAGGCCAGUGAGACGGGAAGUGACAGCAAGAAGAAGUACUUCCUGCAGACCACCACCCCGCUCGACUAUGAGAAGGUCAAAGACUACACCAUCGAGAUUGUGGCCGUGGACUCUGGCAACCCCCCACUCUCGAGCACCAACUCCCUCAAGGUGCAGGUGGUGGAUGUCAAUGACAAUGCACCUGUCUUCACCCAGAGCGUCACUGAGGUCGCCUUCCCAGAAAACAACAAGCCAGGUGAAGUGGUCGCUGAGGUCACUGCCAGCGAUGCCGACUCGGGCUCCAAUGCUGAGCUGGUUUACUCGCUGGAGCCUGAGCCGGCUGCCAAGGGCCUCUUCACCAUCUCACCUGAGACUGGAGAGAUCCGGGUGAAGACAUCCCUUGAUAGGGAACAGAGGGAAAGCUACGAGCUGAAGGUGGUGGCAGCCGACCGGGGCAGCCCCAGCCUCCAAGGCACAGCCACCGUCCUUGUCAACGUGCUGGACUGCAAUGACAAUGACCCCAAGUUCAUGCUGAGUGGCUACAACUUCUCAGUGAUGGAGAACAUGCCGGCGCUGAGUCCGGUGGGCAUGGUGACGGUCAUUGAUGGGGACAAGGGGGAGAACGCCCGGGUGCAGCUCACGGUGGAGCAGGACAAUGGUGAUUUUGUUAUCCAGAACGGCACGGGCACCAUCCUCUCCAGCCUGAGCUUCGAUCGGGAGCAGCAAAGCACCUAUACCUUCCAGCUGAAGGCGGUGGAUGGCGGCGUCCCACCUCGCUCGGCCUACGUUGGCGUCACCAUCAACGUGCUGGAUGAGAAUGACAACGCGCCCUUUAUCACCGCCCCUUCCAACACCUCCCACCGGCUGCUGACCCCCCAGACCCGUCUGGGCGAGACGGUCAGCCAGGUGACAGCUGAGGACAUUGACUCUGGUGUCAACGCUGAGCUGACCUAUAGCAUCGCCGGCGGCAACCCUUACGGACUCUUCCAGAUUGGGUCGCAUUCCGGCGCCAUCACCCUGGAAAAGGAGCUUGAGCGGCGCCACCAUGGGCUGCACCGCUUAGUGGUGAAGGUCACUGACCGCGGCAAGCCCCCUCGCUCUGGCACAGCCUUGGUCCACCUGUAUGUCAAUGACACCCUGGCCAACCGCACCCUGCUGGAGACCCUGCUGGGCCACAGCCUGGACACGCCGCUGGACAUCGACAUUGCUGGGGAUCCGGAAUACGAGCGCUCCAAGCAGCGCGGCAACAUCCUGUUUGGCGUGGUGGCGGGUGUCGUGGCCGUGGCCUUGCUCAUCGCCCUGGCCGUGCUCGUGCGCUACUGCCGGCAACGGGAGGCCAAGAGUGGCUACCAGGCUGGCAAGAAGGAGACCAAGGACUUGUAUGCCCCCAAGCCCAGCAGCAAAGUUUCCAAGGGAAACAAAAGCAAGAGCAAGAAGAGCAAGUCUCCCAAGCCCGUGAAGCCGGUGGAGGACGAGGAUGAGGCCGGGCUGCAGAAAUCCCUCAAGUUCAACCUGAUGAGCGAUGCCCCUGGGGACAGCCCCCGCAUCCACCUGCCCCUCAACUACCCACCAGGCAGCCCUGACCUCGGCCGCCACUAUCGCUCUAAUUCCCCACUGCCUUCCAUCCAGCUGCAGCCCCAGUCACCCUCCGCCUCCAAGAAGCACCAGGUGGUGCAGGACCUGCCACCAGCCAACACUUUCGUAGGCACUGGGGACACGACGUCCACGGGCUCUGAGCAGUACUCCGACUACAGCUACCGCACCAACCCCCCCAAAUACCCCAGCAAGCAGUUACCUCACCGCCGAGUCACCUUCUCCGCCACCAGCCAGGCGCAGGAGCUGCAGGACCCGUCCCAGCACAGUUACUACGACAGUGGCCUGGAGGAGUCCGAGACGCCGUCCAGCAAGUCAUCCUCGGGGCCCCGACUCGGUCCCCUGGCUCUGCCUGAGGAUCACUAUGAGCGCACCACCCCCGAUGGCAGCAUAGGAGAGAUGGAGCACCCCGAGAACGACCUGCGCCCUUUGCCUGACGUCGCCAUGACGGGCACAUGUACCCGGGAGUGCAGCGAGUUUGGCCACUCCGACACGUGCUGGAUGCCUGGCCAGUCAUCUCCCAGCCGCCGGACCAAGAGCAGCGCCCUCAAACUCUCCACCUUCGUGCCUUACCAGGACCGAGGAGGGCAGGAGCCUGCGGGCGCCGGCAGCCCCAGCCCCCCGGAAGACCGGAACACCAAAACGGCCCCCGUGCGCCUCCUGCCCUCCUACAGUGCCUUCUCCCACAGUAGCCAUGAUUCCUGCAAGGACUCGGCCACCUUGGAGGAAAUCCCCCUGACCCAGACCUCGGACUUCCCACCUGCAGCCACACCGGCAUCUGCCCAGACGGCCAAGCGCGAGAUCUACCUGUGAGCCCCCUUCUGGCCCGCCGGCCAUCCCUUCCCCAGCCACCGGCCAGCUCCCAGGUGGGCCCAUGCCAGGGCCCCUGCUCCUGACCCCUCCAGCGUGGACUUCCUGGCCAGGGCCCUGAGUGGGGGGGUUACUGGCCUCAUGACCACACUGGCCCUUCCCCCAUGCAGGGUCCAGGUCUUCUUCCCUCACUUCAGCCCCCAAACCCUAGGGAGCCCCCUCUUCCCCUUUAUGGGGCUCCCCCCAGCUGAUGCCCAAGAGGGCUCCUCUACAAUGACUAGGCUCCGGUUCCUCGACUUCCAGGGAUCACCCCCUCACUUUGGGCAGAUGGCAGAGUCAAGGGUGGGCAGCACACUUUUAACUCGUUGUGCCCCGCAUGGCCAACCAGGGCGGGCAUAGGACGCCCCCAUUCCAGCCCUGCAGCAGGGCUGAACUGGGGAGCCCCUCUCCCUGGGAACUCCCAGAGGAAACUCUUGACCGCCAGGGGCUCCCUGAAGGGCUUUUGUUACCAAAGGUGGGGUGGGAUGGCGGUGGGAGUGGGGCGGAGGCCUUGUCUUCCUAUACUGCUCCUGGGCUGGCCCACCUGCCUGCCGCAUGCCCAUGCCUGGUCCCAUCCGGGCACCCCCCCUUCCCACUGGUCAUGCAGUGUCUGUAUAUAAGGACCUUGGAAUGACGUCCCCAUUUCUGCCUGAUUUGCAACUUUUCUUGUUGAUGUUGUGUUGUCUUGGGGGGGCCCCUCUGGGGGGAGACCUGCCCUGCUCCCCCUCUUCCCUGCCGCAGUGCCCCCCACCCCAGGCCUCUAUUGUUCCAUGUUGUAAAUACCCCUGGGGCUGUGGCAGGAUGGGGGUGCAGGCCAGGGAAACAAGGGGGGUGGGGGUGGGGAUGGGGGAACACUCGCCUAUCAGCAGAGCUGGGCUUUUAUUUAAUUUUUUUUAAGAAUACAAAUCUCUAUUUUUUUGGAACUGUUGCGCUGUGCCCUGGGGUGGGGGGGAUCCCCGCUCAGGCUGGCCCCCACAUCCAGACGAGCAUCACGGAGGGGCCCUGAGGCUGUGGGGGGCAGCUGGCCGGGGGUGGGGAGACUGUGCCUCUGGCCUGGUUGGGUGAGUUGGGAGCAGGAAGGUUUGCUCAGGGGGUGGCUGGUUGCUGCCCCCAACAGGGGGUACCUGCACCCUGCCCCCUCUCUGCUCUGCACCCCCCCCCCCAAGCCCCUGCCAUGACUGACCCGUCAGCCUGUAAAACCACCAUUGCCUUGAUCUCAGGGGGUGGGAAGGGCUGCCUUAGGGCACCCUGGGCUCCAGGCCCCCUUCUUCCAGUUGGGCUUCCCUUUGCCAGGGUCAGGGGUCCCGUGGCGUGGGGGGAUCGGGGGGCAGAGAAGCCCAGUCAGCCAUGAUGAGGUGGGAUUCUUUUCUUCACCUCAGGGGGCCAGGGUGUGAGGGGCAUCCUGCAGAGGCCCCAUCUCCCACUGUGGCCAUCUCAAAGCCUCAGCCCCUCUUCCUUCCACAAACCCCCACUGCCUUGGCCCAUACCUCUCCGGCUCCCCAGGGGCCCAGGCUGGGAGGCUGGAGACUCAGGGUAUGGCCCUUGCUUGACUUAGUCUAAGCCUGGGGGUGUGGCCCGAGGGUGGGAGGGGUGGGUACAGGCUGCUGGGUCGUCUGGUGCCUUUGGGAGCUGUGCUGCUGGAGUCUUGACUCCUGUAACCCCAGAGACCCCACCUCCACCCCUGAAAGCCAGGGGGCUGAAGAAUCACCUUGUUCUCUGCUCCGUGCCCCUAGCUUGGCUUGGGGUAACAGUGCUGGGAAGGAGAGCCUUGUUAGGCUCGUGGCCCCAGCAUACACAGCCCUUCAGUGGAGGGUGGGGGGGGGGUGGUGUAGAGUGGCCUGGGGUGGCAGCAACCAGGUCUAGGGAUUGGCCAAAGGCUCCUUUCCCUGGGGGAGGCCCAGGAAGUGGGCUGGGGCUUGUUAAAGAGACAGCCCCUUCCCCCUGCACAAACGGGGCAGGUGCAAUAGUGGUGCAGUUGGUAACGUGAGGUGCCCCGCUGGUGGGUCAGUGGCCUCGAGGGCUGUCCUGGGUCCUGGGGGUCAAGAUUCUGGCAAGAGGAUUGUACGAGGCCCAUUUGCUUGGUGGAGAGGGUGGUCCAGACAGGAGGCAUUCCUGGGGUCAGUGGACUUCCCCUGGAAGCCCCUGGUGGCCUGGGCACCCUGGCCUGGUCUCGGAGACCCCUGCGCACUAGGUGGAAGGGCAGAGGAGCAUUUUGCACAGUGGAGAAGCCAGAAGGAAGGGGGUGGCCCAGGUGGCUGGGAGGGCUGAGAAGCACAGAGGAGGAGCCCUUCCCACAGGCAAAGGCAGAGCCCCUAGCCCCCUGGUUGGGGUUGGGGCACUGAGUCUGUCACCACCUGGGCACUUGAGAGGUGAAACCAAAGGUGGGCAGGGGAUGGGUGACAGCACUGGGGACCAUGCCUGUUGGUCCUAGGUCUGUGAAGCCCUUCCCCAAUGCCUUGUGUCGCGUACAGUUUUAUGUACAAAUAGGCGACAUUUGGCCAGAGGAGACCCCGCUCAAACCCAGCCUGACCCAGUCAGUGUCUUCCUAGAGGGGACCUAGUCUGUCCCUACCUCCUACUUCAGAGCAUGUCUCUUGGUAGGGGGAGGGUAUAUGGGGACAUACUUCUCUCCUAGGGUCCCUGAAGCGCGUCUCACAUCCUCGGGGGAGGGUCUCUGGGGCAUCCCUCACCUCUGGGGGCUCCCUAGGCCCUAUCUCUCCCCUUGGGAGUCUCUGGGUGGGGGGGACAUGUAUCCCCGCUGGGGACCAUGGGAGCAUGUCUCCCCCGCUACCCAGGCUCUCUGGGGAGCCUGUUGUCCUCCCAGGGUUUCUCGGAGUACUUAAGGCAUGUCAGUCUUGGGCCAUGUCUCUUCCCAGGGAAGGGGGCUAUCUCUGAAGCAUGUCUGGGAAGAGAUGUUUCUGGCCCUCCCUGCACCUCUUCCCCAGGGGUGUCUCUGACUUGCAGCACUUCGGAUGAGACUGGGCAGCUCUGAGCUGUCUUUUCUCGCAGGGGCUCUGGGAUACCUCUCUCUCCUGAGGGCCCGGCCUCCGGAGCCAUUUCUUCCCUGUGUGGGGCCGUCUCCUGGUGUUUGGUUGGCUUGUGUUGGCCAAGAGAAAGCCUCUUAGGGGGCGUCUCCACGCGGGACUUCUCUGGGAGGGGGGACUGUGUCUCGCCCAUGGGGUUCCCGGGCGGUGUGUCUGCCCGUGGGGAGGGGGAGACUGUGUCUCCUCGGGUUAUCUGAGUGGGGAGGGGGGCCGUGUCUCUCUCGUGUGUUGGGGGGCGGGGGUCGGGGAGGGGGGUUUUGGGCGCAUCGGAUGCCCACACUGGGGUCGUGUUUCUCUUGGUUCGUGCCACUUCCCACCGCCUCGCUCCUCCCGGGAAGGGCUCCCGUCCCGCCCCCACUCCACCCCCCGUCCCUGGCGCUGCGAGCACAAUCCCGUCGAUUUGUAAUGAUUUCUGUCUCUGUCUUUCUCUUUCUCUGACCACCCCCGCCCCCCCACCCCGCCGCGAGCAUGCGCAGGCACCUCCCCUACCCCUCCGGUUCGGUUCGUUUCCGGUUUGUUUGCUGAGCUGUCAAUGAAAGACCCGUGUAAUUAUUCCCGAGCUUUACAAUAAAAGUGUGAAAACCGGA
Messenger RNA from Aethalodelphis obliquidens (Pacific white-sided dolphin), 7551 nucleotides. RefSeq names its product protocadherin 1 (gene PCDH1). Bases 172 to 3885 code for a protein of 1237 amino acids. The transcript is spliced from 5 exons. Gene Ontology annotation, cellular component: plasma membrane. The record is from RefSeq and is a predicted model, not a curated record. Lineage: Eukaryota; Metazoa; Chordata; Mammalia; Artiodactyla; Delphinidae. Gene Ontology annotation, molecular function: calcium ion binding. Gene Ontology annotation, biological process: homophilic cell-cell adhesion.